This is a messenger RNA of Trichobilharzia regenti, 13551 nucleotides long. The record is from the annotation of a GenBank genome assembly. Lineage: Eukaryota; Metazoa; Platyhelminthes; Trematoda; Strigeidida; Schistosomatidae.
AUGAGAUUAAAUGAAGACCCAGCAUAUGAAAACCUGAUUAGCGCAUUCGGUGUUGCUGCUGAAUUCGCUUUGCCAUCGCUAGUAUCAACAUUAUCAUUGUGGUAUAGAUCUCAGCACUCUUCAGGGAAGUAUUAUCAACUACACCAACUUCACUGUUUUGCUUCACCCAACAAAUUAAAUGAAAACGAUAUUCCAGUGGCAACCCAACGUCCUUCUGAAGACAGUCAUAUUUUUGAUGUUACACAGGCCACAUCCGUUCCUCCUAACAAGUCUGUCAAAUGCGCCUCAGAAUCAGCUUCCUUGUCAAAAUCGAAUCAUGUGUUUCCACCUGAUGCCUCUGUUAUUUUUGAACGACGUGACCUUGCAAUCGAUAUUAUAUUUUGCCAUGUUAUACUUGCUGUUCUGAGACAGCUGCCGUUUCAUCCGGGUCAUAAUGAUGUUAUUGAAUUGAUUUUAGAACAGUGCUUUAGAAGAUUUAAUUACAGAGAAGAUUUGCAACCGAAAAAUAGCGAAAACAUAAAUCUUGUCGCUGACCUUUAUGCGGAAAUUGUUGGGCUUUUAUUCCAGUCAAGAUUCGCUCUGGUCCGUCAUAAAUUUAUGGGCUGUUUGAAUGAUCUCAGAUCCAAAGAAAAUAGUCCAAAUAACAGAGCCAGUAUUGUAUCUCUCAUAAUGGGAAUGAAAUUUUUUCGAGUGAAAAUGCAUCCUAUCGAAGAUUUUGUGAAUUGUUUCAAUUUCCUGCAAGAAUUAGGUCAAUACUUUCUGGAAGUGAAGGAAAUCGAAAUUAAGCACGUUUUAUCAGACUUAUUUGUCGAGAUCUUGCUGCCUGUGGCUGCUGUGGCUCGCCAAGAAGUCAAUAUCCCAGCUUUGAAGACAUUUGUGGAGAAUUUAUAUCCAACAAGUUUGGAAUUGGCUAGCAAAAAGAAGCAUGUUCCAGCUCUAUUCCCCUUGGUUACAUGUUUGCUUUGCGUUGGUACGAAACCAUUUUUUCUGAAUAACUGGACCAAUUUCUUGUCUAUUUGCUUGAGUCAUCUUAAAAACCGGACUUCUAAAGUUGCUUUGGUCAGCCUACAAUCAUUAUCAUGCAUACUAUGGGUUUAUAUUGUGCGUAUCAAAGGAGAGAAACACACAGAAACGCAAAAUAAAUUGCAUACAAUCAUUAACAGUUUAUUUCCAAAAAAUCAGAAAAUCAUCCUACCCAAAGAUGCGCCAAUUAAUAUAUUUGUUCGAAUAAUUCAAUUCAUAGCUCAUGAGAAACUUGACUUUGCGAUGAAAGAAGUCAUCAUUGAUCGUUUGGGGGUCAAUGGGUCACAGAAAACCUUAGUUAUGCCAGAGAGAAUAAACGUAGGAUUGUGUGCUUUCUUACUAAUAGCACAUGGUCUUCAACAGAAAGACGGUGAACCUCCCAUGCCUCAACAGUGUAUUGGUGCUGGGGGCGUCGGCGGUGGGUUUAGACAGGCUGUCAUUAAGCGAUCUUUUCACGGAACCAAUUUGAAUGAAGCUUUAGGUUCCCUACUAGGAAUACAAAGCUAUUUAGUACCGGUUCGUAGAGCUUUUGAGCUCAUUUUGCGUCAAUUGGAUACACAAGUCUGUCGUACAAUGAUGUUACCGAAGCAAGAAGUAACUCAAAAGGAAUUCGAUGAGUUAAUGACGGCAGAUCGUAAACCAAAAUUAGAUUUGCUAAAAACUUGUGUUGCAUGUAUUCCACGCCUGUUACCUAUCGAUAUGACUAAGCAAGAGAUUUUAGAAAUACUGGCUAAAGUUUGCUUACAUGUUGACGAAGAUGUCCGAAAAAUGGCUCAGCAGGCGAUGGCAAAUUUAAUAGUGGAGUUACCAGCUUAUAGAGUUAAGACGAUACAAGUUUUUAUACAUUUCAUUCAAAAAAUCUGUUUGAAAACUUUAUUUCACUUAUUAAAUAACUGGAAGUUAGCCUUGCAGAAGGAUGGAGCUGUCACACCCAAUAUGGCUGAAAAAUCAGCAUUGUAUGAAGCUGAAGGAUUUGCUUUAGUUAUGUUAUGCAGCUGUCGGUCGAUAACUCGGCGUUUGGCUGUGUACAUUCUUAGAAAAUGUCGAGCUUUAUUAAACCUAAUCCAAUCAGCAACUUAUGAUCCAACUUUAAAACAGUCAAACGAUGUACGGGAAAUGUGUUGUAUAGAUGUUCUGGAUCGUUCAGUACCUAUGGUAUUGAAACGUCUUUUACCCAUCCUACCACUCAGUGAAAGAUCUGCUUUGUCGUCAGUAUCCACUUUGGAUUUUUCAGUCUUCACAGAGCGGUCACAUCCUGUAUGGUUUAGUGGUAGUACUGCUCCCACUUACUCACCAAUAGUUCUCCCUGCAAACUGUUUAAAUAAUAACCAGUAUUCUGGUUUAAUGUCUGGAAACGAUGUGCAACAUAAUGAAACUAGAUUUGGUAACUUAUCAAGUCGUCAUGAUCUGAAUAGGCCAAAUUAUCAUAAUAACAAUAGUCCAUGUGGAGGGGAUUCAGUGACUGCUAAUAUCAGUGAAAAAUCUAAACUCGACGAGACAUCUGUACAGGAAACAUUUACAAAAAUCGUUAGACCAUCAAUCUCUGGAUUGCUUGCAACUUCAAGGACUCUAGAUUCUCAGAAUGUGCAAACUUCUAAACCUUGUUCUUCAACAACACCUGUACAUAGACGGCCUUCUCAGUACAACCAACAAGUUCAGCACACACAACAAGCCUAUAUAAUGCAGCCCACACAAGAACGAGUGGUCCUCGCAGAUGUUUGGGGCACUUGUCUUUCUGUCGUGUUUAGUUCGUCUAGUUUGCCAGCCAGCUGUCCUAUGGCUAUCAAGUCUGCUUGGUCUAUACUUUUUCAGAGAAUCAGCGCUCUGUUUCCAUUAAUCGAUCCAAGCGCACAGAUAGCUGAAAAUAGAGCGUCAUCCCUAUUGCGAACUGCGAGUAAGAAACCUGCGAAUGAACGUGAACAGUUUGUUCCAUUAUGGCACAAUUAUGUUGUUGUUGGGUGUUGUAUAGCACCAAGUUCUACUGGUAUACGAAUUUCCAAACCUCCAGAUACAUGCUAUCAGCCUGAGUUACGUGUGCAAAAGCAUUCACCAGACUGUGGUACAAAACGGGAUACGUUGCAUUGUCGUGACAGUUCUCGAUCACCUACCCAGCCAGAUGAAAUACAAAAUCAAACAACAGAUUCCAAUGCAAAUUCAUCAACUUCUCGAGCAACGAUGUCCAACUCUCCAUGUUCCAAUUGGCCCAAUUCAACAGAUUUAAAACAUUCAGCAUCCUACGGAAAAGUGAACGCUCGAGAUUUAGUGAAGUUGUUAGUACCGUUGUUAAGAUGUGAGCAAUCCGAGAUACGCGAUUCAGCAAUUGGUGGUCUCGGCAGAAUAAAUCCAGCGGCUUUCAGAGAUGUCCUUGAAGAUUUGCAGCCACUACUGAAAGAAUCUUUUGAUCGGAAACAAGAGAAUUUACGCCGUCGUCGUCGACGGGAUGGACUACGAUCAGCUUUAAUAAAGAUAUUAUCUCUUAUGGCACAAACAGGUGUAUUUGCACAUCCCGAAUCAAACAGUGUCACACCGCAAGGAGCCCUGAUCCCUCAGCUGCUGGAUUAUAUAGAUGGGAUGAGAAGCUAUUUAGAAUCAGUUUCCGAUCAAUUAUUGAGUCCUGUUAGUCACACUCACACAUCAUCUGCUUCUUUAAAUAUUUUAGCAUCUAUGCCCUCUGCUAGUUCAUCCCAGCAAGUUGGGACAAGUGGGAGUAAUACGAGUAAUCAAGUAUCUGGCUCUAUUAGCAGUGGUUCUGUGGUUAACUCUUUACCUACUCCUUUGUCCUCUGGGCCUUCAGUAUCUGAAGCCUAUUUACUGAAUGAAAUUCGCUUACACUUUUGCAUUUUCACUAAAGAGCUUAUUCGACGUUUACCUAAGCAAAGUCGUGCUAACUUAUUACCACCUACAUUAAGACAUCAAUUGUUUAUUUUAUUGUCUCAUUGGAGUGCUCAUUAUGAUCAUGUUAUGGGAACUUACUUUGGAUCUGAAGGUCCAGUUCCUAUACAGUCUUGCUUUAAUAAUUCAAAUGUUGACUUCACUGAGCAUACCACCGGUUCCAGUGGCGCGGUUGGUGUUUCUCCAUCGAAUGAAAUAUCACCGGGGUUUAUCGGACCUCAUCAUCAGUUGGUAAAUGACAAUUUUCUACAAUCUGUUAAUAACUUGAGUCUUAAUAAUGUCACACCAUCGGGAUCUACGGACUCUACUGCAAAUUUAACCAUCCCUCUAAACCAAGCUUCUCAUAGUCCUACAUUUCAACAGAAAGUUUCAAAUAACGAACAAACUGAAGGACUUGAUUCUCUAGAGUAUUGUUUAUGGAUUGACCUGAUCUGGUUGUCGAACCAAGCUAUGGCAGCGCUUGGAGCAGCAGUUCCUGGAUCCGAUUCAGUAUAUGGUUCAUGUUCAGAUCGCUCAAAUGGUACUUCGUGUUCAAAUGUUUGCACUCCAAGCCCUGGUUAUGUACUUCGUUGGAUUUCCGGACUUCUAGUUGCACGCGACACUGCUCUUAGUUCAAGUCCAUGGUUAUGGUUUUGUCCCAUCACAAGUCGCGGUCUUUUGCAUAAUACUCUUAAUCCUGGUGGUGCCUCACUCUGUGGCAAUAGUCACACGCGCUCACGCACAAUAGCAGCUGGUGGUGGACGUCGAUUAGAUUCUUUACUGCGUCAAUUAGGCGAAGAAACUUUGGUUCUUCUAUUGGAUUUCAACAUAGAUAAUAGCGGCCUUUUCAACUGGGUGGUCGAUCAGUGUUAUACCUCAUCGAACAUUUCACUAUCUACAGCGUGUUUUGAAUGUAUUUGCCUUAUAAUGAGUAAUAUACCUAAUUUCACUUGUGAUCAUACUGUUCUAAUCACAUUAUGCCUGAUUUUUAUUGAUCAUCCGUCGAGAUUUUUGAGUGACAGAGCCUUUUAUUUACUGCGCGUGUUGUAUCGGCGUUUCUUUAUUGAACGUGCUGAAAUUUUGUACAAGCAAGUACAUUCAGUGGAAUCUAAAAAACCAUAUUCUGACAAGGAUUCACCUCAGUCUCAAUCAUCUACAUGUAACCAACCGAACUGUGAAUGUACCCAGCUAUCUACAUAUUUAAGAAUAAACAAAUUAUUUUAUCGCUCUUUUAACUACUGGUUGCCGUGUGAAGUCGUACGACAAUUUGCCGCCCAACAUCCAGACUACACACUGACUAUUUUUUCAGAGGUCUCUAGACGUCUUGAAAAUGCCCGAGAAGGUCUUCGUGUUCCAUUACUGCAUUUACUUUCACCUUGGUUUGUAAAUGUUGAACUGGUUGAUCUUAUUGAAGGCGAAGUUUUCGACUCACCAGACCAUAAUUUAGAUAUGGAUGAUGAUUUUUCGUACACGGAAAAAGAAAACGACCCAUUUUCUAUGAGUAAUUAUGAGAAGCCUUCAGAUAUCGUUGACGUCUCAAAUAGUAAUAAUAAUACUUCAGAUCAACAACAGCAACAUGUCAGAAAAGAUAAUCCAGAAUAUCGUAUUCGUUUGUCUAAGCGAUAUAAACGUUCGAAAAGCCUAUUGAAUGCUGAAUCAUUACGUUAUGAUCCCGAUGAUACUGAUGCUGAUUCAGAUAAUAUUAACCAUCAGCGAAGCUUCAAAUCACUUUCAUUGUUAAGAAUGCGUGCUCGUCAAGCAAUGAUGGGUGAAAAUACAGAUUUACAUAGUCCUCGUUCUUUCCGCUCUUCAAAUUUAUGUUAUAAUAAUAGUCAUUUCAGAAACGGGUGUAAAGCAACGUAUGCAACGAAUAAUGCUGCAUUAUGGUCAACUGUUCCUCCCACACUUCGAUCUAAAGGAUGGGGCUCAAAACAGGCCACCGAGUUCGUACUCACAAAUCUGUUCUACUUGACAUUAAGACUUGCUGAUUGUCCAACUUCAUCUGAGGCGCUAAAGCAACUUUGGAUUACACUAAUUCGUCAUCGGUCUGCAAAUCUGCGAGUGAUUGUUCGUUACCUAAUUAUAGUUACAUCUCUCGCACCUGGUACCCUGUUAAUACACGUUAAACGUAUUCUUGCCUACUUGGCCUCAGAGCAACCUGAAAGUGUUAUAGGCGAACUAAUGGUCGAGAUGCAAACAAUUGAUGGUAUUGGCUUGAUUGUAGAGCCCUCUCCUAAUCUACCAUUCUUUCAUGUAAUUGCUUCCAUACCACAACGAAAAUCGAAUGAGGACAUACAAUCUUCUAAGGUGAAAUCUUUUAUUAAACAUUACUCAUCGUCGAAAAUGUUUGAAGACUCCUUAAAGAAACCUACCUCUCAUACACUGCCAAGCCAAGAUGGUCUUGUACAACCGGAUGCUGAAUUAAUUGCAUUAGGUUUGGAUAGCGCGCAUAAUUCUAAUACUACAACACGAACGCGUACAUUGCGUAGCGCCGUCGGAGGGAAAUAUGAUUGUCAUAAUGUUAACGGCACUUCAAAUACAAGCACCGUAACUCCUGCGGUCACUAUGCGUCCAAAGUCAGCUACUUGCCAACCAUGCGGCAAUAGAAGUAGUAAAGAUGAUCCACAGAUAGAAAUGAGGAAUACAGGAAAACAUUCCACGUCAAUAUCACCUGCUUCUGGAACUGCUAACGAUAAUCUCACAUCCAUGUCUGAAACACCUGGGACACAGAAAUCUCAUUGUCUACCGUUAUCAUCAAAUUGUCAGUUAGUUGAAGGAAGUGAUGGUGAACCGGAGAUUGAUGUUGAUACAUUUGAAGGUCUUGGCAAACGUGGACUGCCUUUGGAUGAUAAAUAUGCUACUCUGCGCGCCAAAGAUAUUGCGAAUUUGUUGAUUCAACCUAUCCCUAAGGAUUUCGAAUCUAGUGAUUCUGUUUCUGACUGUGAUUUGCCCAAUGUAUCUCACCGUGGUACAACCUUCCCUAAUACCUAUGCUGCUCAGGAGCGAUCUGGUUUUUCAUCUACUUUACCAAACCAAGUAAAUGAAAUAUCCCGUUUACAAAUGUGUGGGAGAACUUUACGACAACCCAAAUACCUGAAAGAAUUCAGAGAAAGACGUUUCAAGUGGUUUAGUAGUUCAAAAAACGAGACUAUUUCUUCUUUGGCGAUGGAUGCUCAUCUGCAUUCUGCUUCAUUACCACCUAAUCUAACCGACCUUCCUCCUUUGCCAUUGGCGCUUCCGACUAGCAUUUCUACUAUUCUAAGUCUUUCUUCGAGGGGAUCUACUGGAUCUAAUACCUGCAUUUUACCAGUAAAUUUGUCCAGUGCUGAUAAGAGAAGUAAUACUGGUUCUGACAAAAUGGAUAACAAACCUAAUUCUGUUCGCAUACGCACAUGUUCAAAUUCGGUUGGUAAAAUAUCUUUUGAUUGCAACUCUAAACCAUUACCCAUGCCUAUAAAUGGAGGUUAUCAAGCUCCUCUUGGUUCAUGGUUAUCUGAACCUUUGGUGAUUGGCGGAUCAGUCGUUUUCAGUGGUGGAUGGCCUCCUGCUGGACCUAGGUCACCUUUAGUUCUUAUUCUAGCCGGUGGCCUAACUCAGUGUAGAGAUAUCCGAAUAGACUGGACCCAGCACCUACCUGUUAUGCUACUCGGUGUAUUUCUGGGCAUUGAUCACUGUCGUGCUCUUAUACAAGAAGAAUCUAAACAAUUGCUUGUUUCUCUGUUAGACCAAGUCUGUCCACAUCAUGAUGCUUUGCAUUUAUUGCGACUAGAACUGGAAGCGAAUCUUCGUCGCCUUGCUCAUCCGUCUGCACUGCCUGGUCCUCGAGUUCAAGACUACCGUCUGACUUUUGAUGGUGGGCCGUACUGUGAAAAAUUCAACUUAGUGAUCGAUCCUUUCAUGACAAUUGAAAGUGAUAAUCUGUUUUCAUCACCAAUAGUUUCCAGCAGAACAGUUAAAUAUGACGACACGGAGCAGUUUAAAAAUAUGCCUUCAACUGAAAAAGAGCCAGAUGGUGAUAGCCAUACAACCUCACUUGAUUUGUUACCGCUGAAAGAUAUUGAUGUAACAGCUAGCUUAGCUGCUAGUCCAUCUUCACCGAACUGUAGUCCACCGAUGAUUACACAGCUUCAAACUAAUCCAACACCUUUGAUAAAACAAGGUCGACUGAGUGAUUCUAUGUUCAGUCUUACGAGUACGGCAACUCUAAUUCCUCGUCAUCAAGAUGUUAAUGUCUCGGAACCACAGUAUUUUAAUGAUACUACAAUGCAUAAGUCAAAUAUAGUCAAUAAUAGUAAUAAUCAAACUAUUGAUGUUUCAGAAAAACAUGUCCUACGUAGCAAAACACUUUCGAACGCGACUCGACCUUCAUCUGUGUACACUAGUUCACAACCGUCGAAAACAGCGACAACAAACCAUGUCCAGACAUCCAAUUAUCAUCCUUUGAAAAUGGAAAAGUCCAAAAAAGUCAAAGAAUCCGACUUAAAACUGUUAGAAGAAGCUAUUCAGCAACUUAGAUGUAUACUUCUAGAUGGUUUAGGACAAGCUUUAUGGACUUGGGAAGAUUUUAAUAUGCAACGGAAUUCCUUCAAUUCAACAAUCCAAUCAACCUAUCAGUAUGAAUGUAAUCAAAUAUUUUCCAAUGAGAAACCAGAAAUUAAAGAAUCCACAAUAAAAACAAAGAUGAAUAUGAACUCACUUGAACAACUUGUUAAACUAGUUGCUCGUAUACUUUCCUUAUCUGAAGCUGGUUCUGAGGAAGCUGAAAAUUGUUUACAAUGUCUACAUGGCCCACCACAUGAUCAUAACAAACGAGGUGUAGUAGUUGAUCAAGAUGAUAAUUGCAAAGAUACAUGGUCUGAUCAUUCAAAUUAUUGCUUGGUGGCACGUUUAUCGCAAGCUGCUUUAAACACUGGUUUAUCCUGUCCUAGUCGACAUUAUGCCAGUCGUUCUUUACAGAUUCACCGUGCUCUUGGUGCACAUUUGGACAAGAAGUCUUUGUCACAGUUAUUAGCCAGAUUAGGAGAAACAGUAUCCGAUGGCAAUGAAGAAAUGCAGGGAUAUGUAGCUGAACUUUUUGUAACACAGGAGGCAGCUAUUCACCACCUGAAAACAAGAAGUGAUAGCUUACUGGAACCUGUAUCCACACUUGCUCCUGAUCCUGCCUCUCCAUCAUCUAGCUCCAUUAGCGGGAAUGGACGCAAGUCCAUUCAGAUCAUCAUCUCUAAUCGGAAAUCGUCCGUUCAUUUAAACACUGUGGUACCUGUCAAUGAUUCGCCAACACUUAAAUCCGAUCAAGCGAAUUCUCCGUCUUCAGAACGCGUUUCAUCAUCACCUUCAUCAAUCCCAUCUACUCCAAGUCAUUUUACGAAGAAAUCUCACACUUCAGUUACAUCUUCACCCAAGUUAAUUAAUCAAAAUAAUAGUGUAUGCUUGUUACCUGCAGCAGAGCGUGCCGAUUUAAUUGUUGGCAUCUUCUGGACGGGUGUUCUACUAUUGGAAUCAGAUUUUGAGCAUGAAUACUCAGUUGGUUUGAAGUUACUAAGCUUAGUUAUUCCAAGUGUCUGUGCGUCAAAUCCCAGACAUUCAUCUACAGCACAUGGUUCAAGAAUUAAUCUCAGUGAUAGAGCUCAGAAAAUGCUUAAUCAAUUGCGUUGGAAUCCGUAUUUCCCUGGGAUACUCAGUUUGGUGAUUAAAGGUUGCUCUUCGCCAAAUCUAGUAGAUCAAGCCUGCCGAUUACUCAUAAUAUUAAUACCGUUUCUUACUCAUCCUUUGGUAGUACCAUGUGGGCGUAUGGGUUUACCAAUCCAAAUAUCACUUCCCAUUGUUUUGCUUACUCUUAUGCCUAUGUUGACUACUGCAUGGGAUGAAGACCCGUCCACAUCAGUUCCCAUUAAUCCAUAUGAAAUGAGUUCUGAACAGUUUAGUUUCUUACAGGGUGGUUUUCUUGGUCGUGGUGUAAGUUCAUCAUUGAACAUUAUACCUCGAGCACUUGGUUCAUGGACGUCAUGUUACUGCACUGCACAUACUUCAUUUGCGAACCCAAACUCAACCGUGGCAUCAAAUUCAAAAAUGAGGACGGAUAGUGUAGGACUUUUUGGCAAUUACUCUUCAAACAGUCUUGGGGUUUUCAGUGGAGCUGAAUCAACCUUAAAUUUAAAUAUGAUAGGUACAGGAAGUAUAAACCGUGAUGUGAAUUCGAUUCCCAAAUCACCCGUUUUACGACCGAAGAAUCCCGUAUGCAUUCAGGCUGCUGAAUCACUUGCUCAGGCUGCACUUAAAAUAGAUCCAGUUCAAUUCAGUAAUUUAGCGCUUGUACUAAGACUCUAUGCUUCUGGUAAUUUUUCCAAGGAUGUUGAUCAGUGGAGCAAGUGUGUUAUAUGCUAUCUGUUAGAAGGUUGUGGAUCAAAUGCACCUCGUAUGCUUAAACACAUUAAUAUGCUAUUAACUUCUGGACCACCAUGUCUUCAAUUACCGUUACUAAAAGUGGCUUAUUUAUUCCUACAACAAGUCGAUAUUAAUCAGCCAGAUUUAGGGUCUUCUCUACAAAACUUUAUUACAUCGAUUAUUGGUCAGUUUCUUGGGACCAAUUUAUGGUCCUAUGUUAUUCCAAUUCUGCAAGUCACUGUUUCACGUUCAGCUGUGUUAAGCACUGUGCCAGAAACUCCUGCAUAUACCCUACCUGGUUUGGAUCCUUCAGGUAGUGGUCGCAUUUUAGACUUCGCAGUUGCGGCUGCAGCAGUUGCUGUUCCACUUCCAGAAAGUGAACCUCCGAGGUUAGAACUUGCUGGUCCUGUGUUAGACUUUACUUUCAAUGUUUUUCAAGAAGCACCAUUACUAGCUCCUGAAUUUGCUCCAAGCUCUUCAUCAAACGCGAAUUUAGAAAAUAUCUCCAAGGUGGAUACUGCUUCGUAUGAUUUUUCUCCUCUAAAAGGAAAUAGAAAAGACUAUAUUGAUGCCAGUGAUAUUGGUUUGACGGAAACAUUUGUUUCAGCUUCUGGUGGAUGGAGUAAGCCAGGAAGUUGUCAGUCACGUUUGCGUGAAAAACUGUAUCGUCUAGUUGGUUGUUAUGGUAUGCCUGCACAACAAUGUAUCAGUGCUCCAAGAAGUCCAUCGGUUAUCUUCAGUCAAUCCACUGAAACAUUAGACCCACAAUUAAGCGUUCAUUCCAGUAGCGAAACAACAUCUGUUGUCGAUAUAAGCAAUUCAGAUGAUAUACGCCUUGAUGAUACAAGCAGUGGUGAACAAACUGCAGUAUUCCGAGAUUUGGACACUUAUUUGGAUGCUCAACUAAUGAACAUCAACUUCCUAGGUGUACCAGAUUGUAGAUUAGCGUCCACAAGUGCUUCAAUGAGUGAAGAUGAGCCUAGACGUCCAUGGGGUGUCCGUGGUCAAGCGAUUACUUGUCAUUUUGAUCUCAAUGGAGAUGGAAGUGAAUCCAUUGCAAAUGAAACUUUUGCUGGAUUAUCAAGACCAAUUCAAACAAUAGAAACAAAAAUAAUUACACCAGCAGAAUCUGAUUAUUUAUCAUCUACUUACCACCAAAGCAGAACUAAUUCUCUACCGCAGUUAACUGCUUUUAUCGAUAAUAGGUCAGAUGGAGUAAAACAUACAGACUCGAAAAAUUUAAAUACAAACAGGUAUUCAACAAUAACAAUAAGCAACAACUAUACAGAUUGUAAUGUCGAUAACAGAUAUUCAACAGGAUCACGUGAUGAACAGCAACUACACAUGGAUAUUCAGGGAGCUUCAAGUUCACUUAUAUGGAAAUCAUUCACUGAAGAGAGUAACACCGCAGUACAGUUAGAUCGUGCAGACAAUGACUAUAUGAGUUUGUUGUAUACUACUAGGAAGAGUGACACCCUAAGUGAAGAGGAUUGUGAAAUGAAAUCUAGUAAGACUUCACAAACUAAAAAGCGUUUAAAUGUUAAUAUGCGCAAUUCGCGAGCUGAGCAUGUAUCGUUUGAUCUUGGUGAUGGCACUGAAGAGGUCGAAGGAGAAGACAGUGAGGUAGAAAACACUACAAGGACUACUACUACUAUCGGUGGUAGUGUGCAAAAUUACGAAGAAGAAAACAGACAAAGCAACGCGAAAGGGAUUCUCGUAAGCCAUUCACAUUGUCAAUCUCACAAAAAUGCACACACCACAUUGCAGUCAAAUGCUGUUCAUCUCCCUAGCGCUUCUAUAGUGCGGUUUGCAUCUAUACAAGUCCUAAAUAACAGUAAUUGUGAUUAUAUUGACUAUUCUGCUGCAAAAUCUAGACCAAAUAUUUAUUUCCCUCGAUGUUACGUGUCCUGUCGAAAUGAAUUAGGUUUACGGGAUAAACAACAUAUUCAAAUUUUGAAGAAAUCAGAACAUCAAAGUACCAAUCACAGAUAUCGUGUAUGUAAUACGAGAAAUUCUCUCCUGGGACAAAUAAAACGUUCGGCGUCAACAUCGGAACUAUCAGUUAAUAAGCAGCAGUACAUAUUAAUUGAAUCAAGUGAUGGUAAUAAAUCCUUCACCAAUUCACUUUUACUAUCACCUUUAAGUUAUCGAAGUGAAGUGAAUAGUAAUAGAGACCGAAAUACUUUUGGUCAAUCCUCUUCAUCGUUAUCCUCAUCAAGAUCAUCAUCGCCCAAAUUAAGUAAUAAUGAGUUUAAACAACCCAUAUCCGAUUUAAUUAUCACAGAUAAUAAUAAUAAUGGUGAUAAUGAUGACAACAAUAAUACUAGUACAGUGAAAGCUGUCUCUUCUUGGACAUGUUCUUCUUCAUUAAUAUCGCCUCAAUCAAUUCCAUUUUCACCAUCACUUUCAGUAUCUUCGUCAUCAGCAGCAGCAUCUGUACAUAGUUCUCAUUCUUCAUUGCAUUAUACAGAGACAGGUGGAAGAAAUAAAAAAUCUAAUCAUUACUUCCCUGCUGUCACCAAGAUGCAUAGAUCAACAAGUGACUCAAGUAUAAAUUGUAGCGGUAAAAAAAUAAUAUAUGUGCGUCGUCAGCAGCAACAUGAACAUGGCGAGCAACAUAGUGAUCAACAGCAGCAUCAUAAAAGGCAUUCUGCUCAUAUUAACGAAAAUGCGCAAAACUUUGCUUCAUCCGAGUGUGCUUCAUUAAACAAAAUAGUCUCAGUUCAGUCGUCAACAAGUUUAUGUAAUUGGAGAAAUCCGCUGACUACUGAACAAAAAUGGCUUGAAUUAGAAUCGAUUUUACAUUCCACAACCUGUUCGCGCUUAAAUGAACAGCAAAUGUUGAUGUGUAUGCUCAAUGAACUCCCGCAAUCAUAUCAAGAAUUAGUUUCACGCUAUAUAAUUGCUCUUAAGCAAACUAUUAAUUUAUCUGGUUAUUCGUGGACUGAAUCGAAUCGUUUCAGUAGUUUAGCAGCUAUACACUGAAGUAUUGUGUCUGAUUCUCAACACCAAUGGAACAUCAUAAAAAUAAAGUCAGUGCAUUAAUCAUUUAAACGAUGAAGAUCUAUUGUCAGCUAGUCGGCCCUAAUUUUGAAUCCCAUUCCAAUGGGUAGUAUCAUCAUACCUCACAUAUUGAGUGUGGUUCAUGGUCUGCUUCAUCGAAGACUUUUACCAUGUAAGUGGUUUCAAUCACAUGGACAACUAAAUCCGCCUUAUUCAAGUAUUGGUUUGUAGGGAUUUGGUUGAUUAGUUACAGGAUUUCAUCAUGAGCUG